This is a messenger RNA of Schistosoma intercalatum, 2395 nucleotides long. NCBI's taxonomy places the organism in Eukaryota, Metazoa, Platyhelminthes, Trematoda, Strigeidida, Schistosomatidae. The record is from the annotation of a GenBank genome assembly.
AUUUGACAUCCGUGCUCUCAAGAACCAUGGAAAAAAUCAUCCGCAAACAGCUACUAUCAUUUUUACUUUCGGCUAGUCUGAUCAGCCCAUCCCAACACGGGUUUAUGACUAAACGCUCAUGUUUCACAUCGCACCUGGAGUUUUUUGAUCAAAUUACCCAGAGAAGAGAUGUUGAUCAGUCAGUGAUAGCUGUUUACUUCGAUUUUAGUAAGGCUUUAGACAAUGUCUCACACAAACUUCUUCUUUUAAAACUCUCUUCAUUUGGUAUAAAGAAUCCCCUUUUAUCUUGGCUCAAAUCUUUUUUAGAAGAACGUAGCCAAAUCGUUCGCUUUGGAUCUUGCUACUCUAAACCUGUGAAUGUAACCAGUGGGGUUAUACAAGGAAGUGUGGUUGGUCCAUUACUCUUUCUCCUUUUUAUCAAUGAUGUGUGUCCCCUCUUUCAGUAUGUAUAUUCAUUCUCUUCUCCUACGAAAGAAAGCUAUAUUUCAGCGGUAAUCCAAGAGGAAAUAAACAAGUUGUACGAAUGGACUAUUUCGUGGAAUAUGCCAGUUAGUGUUGACAGAAGUGGAUUUAUUCACAUUGGUCGCUGUCUUAUCUUAAAUCUGACUGUACAGACACAUACACUCAAACCUCUCAACACUGUUCGUGACCUGGGUUUAAGUUAUAGCAAUAGUCUGAACUUUUCUGAACACAUUAUAUCUCAAGUAUCCAAAGCUAGAAAGCUCAUCGGAUUGAUAAUAAUAAACUUCAAUAAUAUCGAAUCGAGAUUGCUACUAUACAGAAAAUGUAUCUUACCCAUUCUUGAAUAUGGUAUUUUAGUUUACAGUAAUUGUAGACAUAAUGACCUGAUUAGAAUUGAAGAUGUUCAAAGAAAGUUCACCAAAGCUGUUCUGGGGUAUUCCGAUAACAAAGACUAUCACCAAAGAUGUCAACAACUCAACUUGGAACCUCUUUGGAUCAGACGUAUCAAAUUAAAUCUUGUCUUUAUCUACCGGCUUAUUAACGGUAUUUCCUACUCCUCAGUAUCCACCCCUACAUACCUUAUGAUAUCGUCCCACAAUCUACGCAAUAAAGAGAAUAUUCUAGCGAUUCCAAGGACCCACACAAACUUACUUCUGAAUUUUUUCCUUAUUCGCUACUCCACCAUGUGGAACAGACUGUCAGUGAACCUCCGUUGCAGUGAAACUACAACCCGGUUCAAAAGUCUCCUUGAUGAUUUUCUUUCCGAAAGUGGAUUAUGUCACCUAUUGAAUAUCAAUGUAUUCAAUAAUGAUUUAUACAAACAAGGUCCGUUAUCCAUUUAAUUGCUUGAAAAGCAAAAUAAAACCUUUAAAUCUUUCCACGUCUAUUUUAUUUUAUUUCUAUUUAUCUUAAUAUAUGAAAUCUGCUUAUGUUCGUGUUUAUCAUUAUUACCGUUAUUAAUAUCAUUAUUAGUUCCCCGACACAUUAGAUAUUCUUUUUGUAUCUUCUCAUCCUUAUAAACAUAUUUAACUCCAGAUUGUCCUUUAAAAUCAAUUUUGACUUUCAUAGCAUCAUUCUUAAUUAUUAUUGCACAAAUAUUUAUACUAAUAUCCGGUUUCACUCUGUAUACUAUUACAUAAAUCUAAAUGUAUUCAUCCGAGUGCUUUAGAGGAUUUUUAUUUUAUUUUUUCAAUUUCUGGUUUCCUUCUGAGGUUGAUAUUCAUUACGCAAUUAUUAUUCUUAUCAUGGAUGAACCUUUUCACUAGGUAUCCACUUCUCUUGUCUCUCUUUUUCCCUUCUAUAUAUAUAUUAUUCUUAAGAUUACGAAGUUUGUAAUUAAGACAAUAAAUUGUGUUAUACUUACAUUAACUUCUCAGACCUGUUUUAUAUUCACUAUGCAUAUAUGUCUCAUACAUAUUGAUAUUUUAUUAUCCUUUUCACUCAAUUGAGACUUUCAUCGCAUCACUCCAAUCUAUAACUGCACAAACAUUUAUUCUAGCGUCAUAUCUUACUGCAAUUGUAAGUUAUUUUUUCUUAAUUACUUUUGUUACUAAUUUAACGAUACACACAUAGUCGUUUUUUCUUGCUCUGUGUUCAUAAACACGCCUAUUAGACUGUUUGCGUAUUUCACGUCUCCUUUAUUUCUAUUCCCUUAUUUUCUCCAUUUCCUUUUUUAAACUCAAUUCAAUAUUCUCAAUUGCACAGACCCGAUUUAUUAUUAUUAAUAUUCUACUAUUAUUGCUCUAAUUUUUUUAAAAUGACAAGUAUAAUGCUGACAUUAUUGAAAAUUGUGUAUUAUUGCAUUUUUUGAAGAAACCCGAAAUGGUUUCUUCACAACACUUAUGUACCCAUAAGAUGUUUGUGAAUAAUAAUAAUAAUAUAUACAUAACCACUAAAAAAUAACACCAAGUGGUGACAACUACAAGCUGAUUCA